Molecule: messenger RNA, 1041 nt
Organism: Alternaria conjuncta
Lineage: Eukaryota; Fungi; Ascomycota; Dothideomycetes; Pleosporales; Pleosporaceae
Exons: 1
Coding region: 1-1041 (346 amino acids)
Biological process (GO): secondary metabolic process
Cellular component (GO): cytoplasm; cytosol
Molecular function (GO): carboxy-lyase activity; hydrolase activity
Source: RefSeq, a predicted model, not a curated record
AUGACACACCCCCUCCCCCAACGAAUAGACGUCCACUCGCACUUCCUCCCCCCAUUCUACCGCGACGCUCUCGCCGAAAACGGGCACUCCCAUCCCGACGGCAUGCCCGCGAUCCCUUCCUGGUCUCCACCCCAACACCUUGAAAUGAUGAAAACAGCCAACGUCUCCAAAUCCAUCCUCUCCAUCUCCAGUCCGGGAACAAACAUCGCCCUGCGCAAUCCGCAAUUAGCAAUCGAUCUAACACGGCAAUGCAACGCCUACGCCUCAUCUCUCAAGCAGCAACAUCCCGAGAAAUUUGGUGUAUGGGCUGCACUGCCGUUGCCGGAUGUUGAAGCGAGUUUGACGGAGAUGGGGAAGUGCAUCGAGGAAGGCGUUGAGGGCUUUGGCCUGCUCACGAAUUACCAUGGGGUUUAUUUGGGAGAUGGAGCGAUGGACGCGGUGUUUGACAAGUUGAACGAGAUUGGUGCGACGGUUUUCAUUCAUCCGACUAAACCUUGCGUUAGGAGUGCUGGUGAACCGGUUCAGACGACAGACGCCCUUCCAUUUGGCGAGCAAUACCCCGUGCCUAUAUUUGAGUUCUUUUUCGAUACUGCCAGGGCGGUUAUCAAUCUCUUUAGUACGGGGACGGUGGACCGGUGUCCGAACAUCAAGUUCAUCAUCCCGCAUUCUGGCGGUGCGUUACCGCCGCUUAUGACGCGGUUUAUUCAGUUCUCCAGCGUGGUUCCGGGCGGGAGGGUGUUGAAUGCUUCGACGGUGCGGAAGCAGCUCGAUAAGCAGUUCUACUUUGAUCUCGCGGGGUUUGUGUUUGAUGGAGAGAGUGGGGGGCAGGGGCAGUUGAAGGCGUUUGUUGAGGGGUUCGAGAUCUCGUAUGAGAGGUUGUUGUAUGGGAGUGAUUUUCCUUUUACGCAGACGCAGUUUGUAAAGGCGUUUGCAGAGAGGAUGAAGGAUGGGUUGGAGAAUUUGUUUGGAGAGAAGGAGAGAGAUGCGAUCUAUCAGGGUAAUGCGGUUAAGCUGCUGCAAAAAGGGAAGAGCAAGAUGUGA